Messenger RNA from Fragaria vesca subsp. vesca, 1588 nucleotides. Its product is annotated as serine/threonine-protein kinase WNK8-like. Gene Ontology annotation, molecular function: ATP binding; protein serine/threonine kinase activity. Gene Ontology annotation, biological process: intracellular signal transduction; protein phosphorylation. Gene Ontology annotation, cellular component: cytoplasm. Bases 21 to 1526 code for a protein of 501 amino acids. Lineage: Eukaryota; Viridiplantae; Streptophyta; Magnoliopsida; Rosales; Rosaceae. The record is from RefSeq and is a predicted model, not a curated record. The transcript has a single exon.
AAAGAUUAGAUAGUUUGAGAAUGGAGCGUACCAAAUCCGAUGCGAGUGACUACGACGAGUUUGUGGAGCAAGACCCCACCGGGAGGUACUACCGUUACGACGACGUUUUGGGGAAGGGGGCUUUCAAGACUGUCUACAAGGCCUUUGAUGAGGACGAAGGUAUCGAAGUGGCCUGGAGCAAAGUCAAGCCUGCCGACGAUGCUGAGCUUCUCCGUUUGUUUUCCGAGAUUGAUCUUCUCAAGUCUCUAAAACAUGAUAACAUCAUCAAGCUUUUCAGCUGGUGGGUCUCGGAGGAUGAUGGUAAAGCCAAGAAGAAGAAGACUGUGAAUAUGAUCACCGAGUUGUUCACUUCCGGGAGCUUGAAGCAGUAUCGAAAGAAGCACACCAAUGUCGAAGUCAAGGCCAUCAAGAAAUGGGCCAGGCAGAUUCUCAAGGGCUUAAGCUAUCUGCAUUCUCAUGACCCUCCCAUUGUUCAUAGGGACUUGAAGUGUGACAAUGUGUUUAUCAAUGGCUUCAAUGGGGAGGUCAAGAUUGGGGAUUUUGGGUUUGCGUUGGUGAUGCAUGGGCAGGGUAGUACUGAGCAUGAAGUGAUUGGCACGCCGGAGUUUAUAGCGCCGGAGAUGUAUGAAGAGAAUUAUAAUGAGCUGGUGGAUAUCUAUUCUUUCGGGUUGUGCUUGCUCGAAUUGGUGACUUGUGAGUACCCUUAUAAGGAGUGUCAAAGUCCGGCGCAGAUUUACAAGAAGGUUAUCUCUGGUGUAAUGCCGGCUGUGCUAAGUAAAGUGAAGGAUCCUCAAGUCAAGCAGUUCAUUGAGAAGUGUCUAGUUCCUGCAUCAAGGAGAUUGUCUGCAAUAGAGCUCUUGGAUGAUCCAUUCCUUGCAGCUGAUGAUUCAAAGGUGCCUAGAUCUUUUCCCAUGGACAUUGAUACCGCAAGUGACAGAGUGAGCUCCAAAUCAUCUAGCUCUUCAAUCUUGGAGUGUCAUAGGUUCACAAAGAAUAAUGCAUUGACAUUAAGAGCAAAGAGGAAUUCUGAUAGUAGUAAAGCUAUUGCUUUGACAUUGAGUGUUGCUGGUAGCCGUGGGAAGAAGAAAACUAUUGAGUUUGAUUUCUAUCCGAAUUUGGAUACUGCUGUUUCCAUUGCUGGGGAGAUGGUUGAUCAGGAGCUUGGUCUUUCAACUGAAGAUGUGUCUGCCAUGGCUGAGUUGAUUGAUAGAUUGGUUAUGAAGAUUGUGCCCAAGUGGAGACCCACUUCUUCAGUUGGAGCAUAUAGCUCAUGUACCACUACUAGCUCAUAUUCAACAAAGAACUCUGUUGUCUCGAGCAUGGAAAUAUGGAAGAGCUUUAGCAUGUCAAGCAAUUGUUCCUUGCAGUCAGCUGAGUUAUCUCUACUGGACAAACAUCACUAUGAUCAUCUAAAAGCGGAGCUCGAUUCGAUUGAUGCACAGUUUCAACAAUGUUUUGUUGAGCUGGUGAAGAAGAAGGAAGAAGCCAUCCAAAGUGCAAAGAAGAAGUUGGUUGGUCCAGUUUAGCAUCCAUUCACAGAUUGGUAGCAUAUAGAAAUGUGAUGAAAUAGCAUUCACUUCAAUAUCAU